AAGACUGUCGAUGUGGCUAUAGUGCUGUUUAACUCGAGUAUUUUAGAGUUCAGCUGUAAAUAAAGACGCCAUGGACGUUUUAUCUUUAAGUAUAUUUUUAAUCUUCAGCUUUGCACUAGCGGAGCAGGAAGAAAGGCUUCCAAAUAAAUGUGAAGUGUGCAAGUUUUUGACAGUAGAGCUGCAGGCAACUUUGGAAAGGACCGGUCGCUCCAAAGAGGUCCUGGAGCUUGGAGAAGUGCUGGACACUGGAAAACGGAAACGCAAAAUUAAGUACAACACCUCAGAAACAAGAUUAACAGAAGCUGUGGACAAUAUCUGUGAGGGAAUAUUGCAGUACAGCGUCCAUGCUGAGAGACCCGGGAGCCUUCGUUAUGCCAAGGGCACCAGUCAGACCAUGAACACACUGAAGAACCUGGUGAAUAAGGGGGUGAAGGUGGAGCUCGGUAUCCCCUACGAGCUGUGGGACGAGCCAUCUGUGGAGGUGGCAGACAUGAAGAAACAGUGUGAGACUAUGUUGGAGGAAUAUGAGAAUGUGGUAGAGGACUGGUACUUCAAUCACCAGGAGAAAAGACUGGAGAAAUUCCUGUGUGAGGAUCACGUACUAAAAGAAUCUGAGUCAGAAUGCCUUAAAGAGGUGUGGAAAGGAGACAUGGGUGUGAAGGGAUCAGCUGAAGAGUCGGAGGGCGAGCCGGAGGAAGACGGUCAAACUCACGACGCGGGAGAACUCUAAAAGCUGAAACAUGCCUGACAAACUCCGACAGCUGGACUUUUCAUUCUUCUUUGUAGAAUAUGUCCUGAGAAAGAAAAGCCAUCCCAAAAGACCAAUGAACUGGGAGCAGUGCUUUCAAUAACUUUUUUUAACUUUUGGUACUAGUUAACACUACAAAAAAAAGCAGCCACCUCAGAAAGAGACAGCGACAGUGUUAUAGCCAUUUGAGAGCUGUACCUUAAUGUGGCCGCUCGUUUGUAAAACAAGGACUUGAAAUAUUUAUGCAAUGCUGCCAAUAAUGAAAUCACUCCAUGCAUAAUGCCUUUGUUAUAAACUUCUACAGUGUUAUCUUCAAGAUCUGUACUCCCUGAGCCAUAAUGAGGGUUGUAUUGACUCUCUUACUGUUCAGUUGAAUAAUGCGUUUACUUUAUUGUUUUGAAUAAAGCAUUUUAUAUUUACA
Molecule: messenger RNA, 1169 nt
Organism: Clarias gariepinus (North African catfish)
Lineage: Eukaryota; Metazoa; Chordata; Actinopteri; Siluriformes; Clariidae
Gene: cnpy4
Product: canopy FGF signaling regulator 4
Exons: 6
Coding region: 71-730 (219 amino acids)
Cellular component (GO): endomembrane system
Molecular function (GO): signaling receptor binding
Source: RefSeq, a predicted model, not a curated record